This is a messenger RNA of Chionomys nivalis (European snow vole), 1619 nucleotides long. RefSeq names its product zinc finger protein 414 (gene Znf414). Lineage: Eukaryota; Metazoa; Chordata; Mammalia; Rodentia; Cricetidae. The transcript has 7 exons. The record is from RefSeq and is a predicted model, not a curated record. Bases 116 to 1333 code for a protein of 405 amino acids.
GGGAGCGGAAAAAAUGGCGCCGACGUGAUCGGGACCCCGCGUCGCCGAGGAAGUCGCCGCUGCUGGAGCUGGAGCCACCGAAGGCACCCGAGCCAGAGGUCGAGCUGAGGGGAAGAUGGAGGAACCGUCCAAGCCCAGCCCGGACAUGCUAGCCACUGCAGAGUCCAGCUCCAGUGAGCCCGACAAGGAGGUGGCGUCUCCAGAUGUGGUCGCUCCAGCCACGUUCUCCUCCGUGGAGGAGCCAGGCCCUAACCUGACACCCAUACCACCAGUGUGGGACCGUGGAGGACCUCCGCAGCAGGUUGCCGCUCCAGACCCAGAUACCUGCCAGCCGGGCUCAACCAGCACAGCUGUGGGGACCAAUGAGGACCUGAGGUUGCCCAGACGACGUCCACCACCAGGAAAACAGAUACCCUGCUCUAGCCCUGGCUGCUGCCUCAGUUUCCCCAGUAUUCGUGAUCUGGCACAGCAUCUCCGUACCCACUGCCCACCCACACAAUCACUGGAAGGCAAACUCUUCCGAUGCUCAGCCCUGAGCUGCACUGAGAGUUUCCCCAGCAUGCAGGAGCUGGUGGCCCACAGCAAGCUACAUUACAAGCCCAACCGCUACUUCAAGUGUGAGAAUUGCCUCCUGCGCUUCCGCACUCACCGCUCCCUCUUCAAGCAUCUGCAUGUUUGUGCAGAGCAUGCUCAGAGCCCAGUCCCACCACCACCCCCUGCCCUGGACAAAGAGCCACCCGUGCCCGAGCGCCCCGCAGACUCCGACCCUUCAUCUACUCUGAGCCUGCCUUUCCCUCUACUUGAGCCUUUCACCUCUGCCCCCACCGGGCCCUUCCUUCCGUACUUGAACCCUGCGCCCUUUGGACUGAGUCCCCCGCGACUGCGCCCAUUCCUGGCUGCUGCUCCAGGACCUCCAGCCUCCAGCACUGCCAUCUGGAAAAAGAGUCAAGGUGCUACCGGAAGUCCCAGAAGACCUCAGGGCGGCUCAGAUGCGCCCUCGGAGGUCCAGGGAUGGGAGCCAAACUUUGGUGCCUUCAGUGAUUGGCAGUCAAGCCCAGGAGAAAGGACCCAACUCCCUGGACCCUGGAAGCUGAGGGGGACGAAUGUAGGGAAAAGUUUAAUUUGCCCUGGCCGACAUCCACCAUCCCUGUGGAAAGGUCCUCUGGGGUGGAACCCGGGACUGACCACGGCCUGCCUGCCUGCCUGUCUGCUUGCCUGCCUGCCUGCCUGCCUGCAGGGUACGUGGCCCCCAGCCGCAUCGUGUGGGAACACACGCGUGGCCGCUACUCGUGCAUGCAGUGUGACUUCUCCACGGCCUCACGGCCCACCAUGACACUGCACCUUCAGGACCACCGCCCCAGCACCCCCACAGACCUGGCGCCCGGGUCCCUGCGUGCCGACGCCGGGGCGGGUAAGGCUGAGGAAUGUUUCAGCAUGGAGCCCGAGGCAAGAGGUGAGGCCCAGGCUCAGUGGCCGCCUCCUCAGCAUCACACAGACCCAAUCCCAUUUGCUCCUGCGGUGUCACAACUGUCAGAGUUCAGUUCUGAACCAGCUGUGUUGGCCUGAGUGGGAGAGCCUGCAGAGAUUUUUGUAAUUUGAGGGGGGAGGGGGUAAUAAAG